CGUCGUCCGUCCGUCCGUCCGUCCGUCCGUGUUCUGAGUGCGUGCGACCGUCGUGUGACUUACGCGUGUGUCUGUUAUUCGGGAUUUAGGGAGCAGUGACACACACAACAGAGAGUGAUUACGUCAGAGGAGAAGCCACAACCGAAGCGGUUGAUAAGACAAGGAAUUAAUUAACGAGAAAGGCUUUCCCGUCAUGGCGAAGGCGUUACACAUCAUGCUCACCAUCGUCUCGAUGAUGAUGGUGGUGCUGGCGCGCCGCAUCCAGCUCGUCAACAUCAGCCCCGAGCAGGCCCAGCAGUACAUCACGCAGCAGAGCCUGGACCUGGCGUACGCACCGAAGCUCGGUGAGCAUCCGGUGGCCCGGACCCUGUACUACAAUGGGCGCCUCAUCGACAACCCAGACGAUUACGUUGAGGAGGAGUACAGUGCGAAGCAGUUCCAUGGACAGGAUGGUCUUGGAAGGGCGAUGUUUGGAUAUAGUGACCACAAUCAGGCCCGGCUAGAGGCACGCAAUGCCAACGGCGAAGUCCGCGGUUCCUACCAGUACGUCAAUCCGGACGGAGAGGAUUACAUCGUGCACUACUGGUCGGAUGGACUCGGGUUCCAUCAGGUGGACAACCGUCAGAUCGAGCUUCCCCAGCCAGUGCAGGAAACACCGGAGGUGCGUGAAGCACGCCUGGCGCAUCUGCGUGCCUGGGAGGAAGCGGCCAGUUUGGCACGAGCCAAUCCGGAUGUCUCGUCGGACGAUGGUUCGUACAAGGGCACAUUCCAGGGCAAUGGCGUCGAGGAGGAUGAUGACAGUGAACCGAUGACGGCGCUGUCCAACCAACACCAGAGUCUAAUCCGCUAUCCGAGCCUCCCGUACACGGAUCACAUUGCGCCCGAGUCAGUGGAACCGCUCAGCGAUGAAGGAGUUGUCGUGGAAGCGGUCCGUAGUCUCACCAAACGGCAGAGCGCCGAUAGCGAGGCUGUCCUAUCGGACGAUCAGGUCACGGAACCGUCGGGUGAACCGAAAGGUUUCUUCUACAGCUUUGACUAUCCGGUUCAGCUGAUAGCGGAAACGGCUGCCAAGCGAGCACGGGAUGCUGCUGCCGGUCGUGCUGGAUCACUCACUCCUGAGGCAUCGGUUGUUGUGGAGUCGAAGGAACCGGUACCGGCAGCGGCAGCGGCACAGGCACCGGUGGACGAUCGAGUUUCGCUGAAGGCAGUGCUCAGUGGUGAGCCGCUCGUCGAUGCCGUGCACGAUGCGCAGGUCUCACCGAAACAGAAGCUUCAGGCUUAAGUGCAAGAGUUCCAGGAGCCCCGCAGUCGACCCAGUCCGCUCACGAUGACUGGCCAAACGAUGGCGAGGAAUGGAAAACCGAACCGAUCAACCCCCGACAAGCCGAUUCUACUCAGUAGCAGCCAGCAAGCAUGUCCAUGUCUCAGUCUCUCCACCAAACUAAGAGAUCUCGCAACGUGUCGCCCAUUAUACCUUUUGCCAAUCCAGUUCCAGGUCGGUCACCGAGUCAGCCAGCUUCUAAAUCAAACGCGAACGCUCACAGU
This is a messenger RNA of Anopheles aquasalis, 1545 nucleotides long. It is a transcript of the gene Cpr67B, whose product is annotated as Cuticular protein 67B. Gene Ontology annotation, molecular function: structural constituent of chitin-based larval cuticle. Gene Ontology annotation, cellular component: chitin-based extracellular matrix. The record is from RefSeq and is a predicted model, not a curated record. Lineage: Eukaryota; Metazoa; Arthropoda; Insecta; Diptera; Culicidae.